Molecule: messenger RNA, 2353 nt
Organism: Galdieria sulphuraria
Lineage: Eukaryota; Rhodophyta; Bangiophyceae; Galdieriales; Galdieriaceae
Product: F-type H+-transporting ATPase subunit alpha
Exons: 3
Coding region: 631-2214 (527 amino acids)
Biological process (GO): proton motive force-driven ATP synthesis; proton transmembrane transport
Molecular function (GO): ATP binding; ADP binding; proton-transporting ATP synthase activity, rotational mechanism
Source: RefSeq, a predicted model, not a curated record
AAUUUUACUGAGAAAUAGUUGUUGACGUAGUUUUGUGCACGCUAUAUUGGAUAGGAACUGGGUAACCGUAGUGACUCGACUUCCUUUUAUUGCCAAAGCAAUCAUUACAAAAGCAGCUUGUUAGAAUGAGCUUGAGUACUUCACAAUUCCUUUUCCAAAGACCUUCAACCAAGACUUGUAAGGAUAGAAUACUUGAGCAUUAUUUCCAGUGACGUACAGAGAUAUACAUAAGAUAUUUCAAGCAAUAACAACAAGGUUUCCAAGGUCAACAAUGAACAACCGACCUUAAAAUCUCUGCAGCUUUCAACACAACCCGUUUAUUAGAGCAAACGGAGACAAAGUGGUGCUCAUUUCUUCUUAUGGACUCGAAAAUCACUCAUCCAUCCGUCCUACAUUAUUUGCUUUGGGAAGUGUUUGUGUUGGCGUUGGUACAUUUAACGAACCUCCUUCCCCUUUCAAGUCUAGUCUUGUAACUGUUCAAAACUUUGUGCAUUUGUUCGUUGAGAGGGAGUAAGUUUAUAGACAACACUAGCUUGAAGUGAUACUAUGUUGCGUCUCGGUGGAUCGCUGUCGUUGAAGGCCAUAAGAACGGCCGCGCAACGCAAUGUACUUCCUGAGGCUACAGCAGUUAUGGGCGACAAACCCCUUCGGAAGCUUCACCAGUCGGUCAGUUCUUCGAGUGUUCUACCAGGCCCCGCGGAAGUUAGUUCGGUUCUGGAAGACCGUAUCAGCAAUUAUUAUGCCAAGGUGAACGUUGAUGAAGUUGGAAAAGUGCUCGCAAUUGGAGAUGGUAUCGCAAGAGUCUACGGUUUAAACAAUGUGAGGGCAGGAGAAAUGGUGGAGUUUGCUUCGGGCGUCAAAGGAAUGGCGCUCAACUUGGAAGCAGACAAUGUUGGAAUUGUCGUAUUUGGAAAUGAUAGAGAAAUCGCAGAGGGUGAUGUUGUGAAGAGAACUGGUGCGAUUGUAGAUGUUCCUGUUGGUAUGGGAAUGUUGGGGCGAGUGGUAGACGCUUUAGGAAACCCAAUUGACGGGAAGGGUCCUCUGAAAGAUGUCAAGAGAACUCGUGUAGAAGUGAAAGCUCCAGGAAUUAUGCCCAGACAAGGUGUCAAGGAACCUAUGCAGACAGGACUAAAGGCAGUGGAUGCCCUGGUCCCUAUUGGAAGAGGCCAGCGAGAACUUAUUAUCGGAGAUCGUCAGACAGGCAAAACAGCUGUAGCUAUAGAUACUAUUCUCAAUCAAAGACAAGCUUUUGAAUCAGGAGACGAUAAGAAAAAGUUAUACUGUAUUUAUGUUGCUAUUGGGCAAAAGCGUUCUACUGUAGCGCAAAUUGUCAAGUCUUUGGAAGAAGCAGGUGCACUCAAGUUUUCUAUAGUUGUAGCUGCUACAGCUUCUGAUGCGGCACCUCUGCAGUUCUUAGCACCUUAUUCUGGUUGUGCCAUUGGAGAGUAUUUUCGCGAUAACGGAAUGCAUGCCCUGAUAGUCUAUGACGACUUGUCCAAACAAGCAGUUGCCUAUCGUCAAAUGUCUUUGUUGUUGAGACGUCCUCCAGGGCGUGAAGCUUACCCUGGAGAUGUGUUUUAUUUGCAUUCUCGUCUCUUGGAAAGGGCUGCUAAAAUGUCAAAUGCUCACGGUGCUGGUUCUUUGACAGCUUUGCCAAUUAUUGAAACACAAGCUGGUGAUGUGUCAGCAUAUAUUCCAACUAAUGUGAUUAGUAUAACUGAUGGUCAAAUCUUUUUGGAAUCAGAAUUAUUUUACAAAGGUCAGAGACCUGCAAUUAAUGUUGGAUUAUCCGUUUCUAGGGUUGGUUCUGCAGCUCAACCCAAAUGUAUGAAGCAAGUCGCAGGUUCCAUGAAACUGGACUUGGCACAGCACAGAGAAGUUGCAGCAUUCGCUCAGUUUGGUUCAGAUUUGGACGCCUCAACUCAACAAUUAUUGAAUCGUGGAGAUAGAUUGAAUGAACUAUUGAAGCAAGGUCAAUAUAGUCCUAUGCCAGUAGAAGAACAAGUGGUUUGUUUGUAUGCUGGAGUUCGUGGAUACUUUGACAAGAUCCCAGUCUCUGCUGUUCGCAAGGCUGAGGAAGAAUUUCUGGAGCUAGUACGAAAUAAUCGCAAAGAUAUCUUGGAUAGCAUUCGAAAGGAGUUAUCGCUGACGGAGUGGGCGGAUAAUGAGUUGAAGAAGACUAUUACAGGCUUCUUGGAAACCUUUAAGCCCUAAGUUGGAAUUCUAGUUACUCUAUUACUACUUGGUCAUUUGUUCUCUACUUGGUUGCAAGAUGCAACAAUAUUUCGUUGUGAUGGUUUUUGUGGUUCAAGUCAAUAAAGGUUCUUUUGCCAUGAUAAUUUGUUUACAUAGU